AUGCCCGAAAAAGUGAACCAUAUAAGUGCGGAAGUGUGGCGGGAAUGGAUUCUGCAAGCAAUUUCUUCGAUAAAGCAACAAAAGCAGGCUGCUACUUUUAAGCGCAUAUGUGGUGCAAUACGAAAACGGCACAUGUUCCACGAGGAUACCGUUGCCGGCCGGCUGACGGAAGCAAUUGAGGGUGGUGCGGUUAGGACAAUAGCGCGACACGGCAAAACGAUCUACCGCGCAGUAAAAUGUUCCGGCGCGCAUGCACAACAACUAAACUCCCUUUCGAACGUACUUUGUAUCGAGUGUUUAAAGCCGACUUUAAAGGGCCCCAAUGGGUACAAACCGGAACCGAUGAGUUCGUGUGAUCGCUGUGGGAUCUCGCUGCAUGAUAGUUGUGCGAACAGGCUGAGCGGUUCGGAAGCUGUGAUGUCGCUUUCCCAGCUGGUAUCGUCUGGAAAUCGGUGGUUCUGUGCCGAAUGUAAAGCGUGUGAUGGAUGCAACACCAUGGACGAAAGUAUCAGUCGUGCGGCACAGUGUCUUGUCGAAUGUGGCGGAUGUAGUCGCAAGUUUCACCUCCAAUGCAUGAACCCACCCGUGCAAAGUGGCGAACGGAUGCUUCGGGAAAGCUGGUGCUGUGUGAAGUGUAUCCAGUACGAACGCUACGAAGACUCGGCUGAGAAAGUCCAACAGUGCCAUCCAACCAUUUCCGAUCAAAAAGAUGGCGUGGAACGUACGAAGACUGGCACACGUUUAAUCCGCGCUCAACCGACCGAAGGUGAGCUGAUAGACGGACGCAUCGAAGCAAUGAGACUUAAGCUGGGUGACCGUGUGACGGAAGAUGAUUUGGACGCGUUCCGAGAGGUGCUUCGCAUGCGAUCCAAUCUGGAGGAGAAUAAUCUGAAGCGCACCCCGGAAGCCAUACGGCUAGGCCGGUACGUCAUCGAAACGUGGUACUCGAGCCCAUUUCCGCAGGAGUACGCCAAGCUGAAGGUGCUGUACAUGUGCGAAUUUUGCUUGAAGUACCUGAAGACCAACGAUGAGCUCGAUCAUCAUCAGCGUACCUGCUCGCUGCGACAUCCGCCCGGAUGGGAGAUCUAUCGCGAUGGUGCUAUUUCGGUGUUCGAGGUGGAUGGAAACGAGCAGAAGCUGUACUGCCAAAGUUUGUGCCUGCUGGCGAAGCUGUUCCUCGAUCACAAAACGCUCUACUUCGACGUGGAACCGUUUCUGUUCUACAUCCUAACGAUGCGCGACCGACUCGGACACCAUCUGGUGGGGUAUUUCUCGAAGGAAAGGUACAACCAGCAGAACUACAAUGUGUCCUGCAUUCUCACGAUGCCGCAGUAUCAACGGCAGGGCUAUGGGCGGCUUUUGAUCGAUUUCAGCUACAUGUUGAGCCGUGUGGAACGUAAGCCCGGUACACCCGAACGGCCGCUGUCCGAUCUGGGGCGGGUUUCGUACCAGCAGUACUGGUGCUCGGUGUUGCUUGACUACUUUUAUAUCAACCGUGGCGAAUCGUUCACGUUAGCGAAAGCAUCACAGGAAACGGGUAUGAUCGUUAGCGACAUUGUAACGGCACUGCGGAAGCUUGGUUUCAUCCGGUACCGGGUUGAGCGUACCGGUUGCAUACGCACCAAUCGUCCCUUCAUCUGCAUCGACUGGCGUCGGGUGGAACAACACCAUCAGCGUGGUGUGACUUCAAGGAAAGGCAUUGAGUUGCGCGAAAUUUGUCUCCGCUGGAUACCCAAUCUGCGCCUGAGCAAUGUAAUGAAGCAGUUUAUGCACGAGUUGUCCAAUAGACGAGAAGAGGUCACCGCUCCGGUGGAACAGGAAUCACACCACUCAAAAAAGGAUGAAAUAAGGGUCGUACAACAUUGUAAGGAUAAUGCAAAUGUUCGAACAUUACCGCAGCUGGAGGUAAAAUCGGAGCAAUCGAGCGUGGAGCACUAUAACACGAUAACAAGCACGGGCAGGACAAGGUUUCGAUCGAGAAAGUAUAGUGACACGGUAUUUGAUUUGUCUCUCUCACUUACGACUGGAACUCCGAAAACACACCGAAGAUCACAUCCACUGCCCAGCACAGUGCCGUCCGUUAAAAACACCAACCUGCUGACGCAUUCGUCUGCUGCCGGGUGUAAGUUACCGUUCAUUGUGUUGGUCCCGUUGAAGGUUGAAACCGGCGAGCGAUCGUUGUUGCUGCCGAGCGAUGGUGAGGACAUUUCGCUGGACAGUGUGGAAGCGUUUAUGGGCACGCCAAAAAGUGAACUGCAUAAGUCAUCGCCCGAAAAGAACGCGGGGAGCGGCUUUACACCGAUCGCCCCGUUCCGCCACCAGGAUGACGGUGGCAGUCGAAUAAUGGCGCCGGUGGAUACGAACGGUGAUAGUUGCGGUCGAUUUGGCACACCCAAAACAACCCGCGGGCGCAACGGGACGGUCGACUUGACGAGAUGUCGCAAGAGAAUCAUCAGCUUUGAGGAAACGGAACCGAAACGGCUGCGGUUGGACGUCACGGCCGAGCGUGGGCGAAGAUCAGCAGAUGGUGACAUGUGCGAGAAGGACGCGGCCCAUGAUGGUAUCCCCAUUCUUCGGUGGGAUGAGGAAAGAGUGAAAUGUCCAGAGUCGGUUCGAUGUACGCGUAGAAACACAGCAAGUGUAGACGGGGUCUGUGCAGAGCCAAAUAUAAUGUUAACCUUGUUGGGUAAAUCAUUACCCAGCACCAUUUAG
Anopheles moucheti is the source of this 2712-nucleotide messenger RNA. Its product is annotated as histone acetyltransferase KAT6B-like. The transcript has a single exon. Gene Ontology annotation, molecular function: histone acetyltransferase activity; DNA binding. Gene Ontology annotation, biological process: regulation of DNA-templated transcription. The coding region runs from base 1 to 2712 and encodes 903 amino acids. Gene Ontology annotation, cellular component: MOZ/MORF histone acetyltransferase complex. The record is from RefSeq and is a predicted model, not a curated record. NCBI's taxonomy places the organism in Eukaryota, Metazoa, Arthropoda, Insecta, Diptera, Culicidae.